GUCUGGUUUUGGCAUACCAUACUCCAAUUGGUGUGUGUUGCUGCAGCUGUAAGUUGUGUGGUUAAGAAGCUCUACGAGUGGGGAAAAUGACUGGUUAACAAUUGCAGAGUGAUGAAAAACUUGUUGGUGGCUUGGAGCAUGGGGGUCAAAGGAAAGUAGCUAGAUUGAUAUUACCAUCCUGACUGCUGCCUGGUCCAACCCUUACCCAGUUUCAGUUAGAGUUGAUGAGAGAUGCAGAUACAAUGACAUUUCUGAGGAGACUGUCCAAGUUUGUGAGCAACCCAUUCUCAUUACCAUAUAAGAAUCAAAAGCUGAGUGGUAUAUUGGACCGGCGAAACAUCUUCAGCUUCAAAGGUUACCUAUAUGCAGACUCAUUUGGAGCAAGAUUAUUUGGGUUCACUUCCACACCUGUAACACCACCUUACUUCACACAGACAAACAAGAGUUGUGCUGCUCGUUUUUCAAGUUCCAAGCACAGUGAAGAUGGGAUCCCAGCCACAACUCCCCCUGGCUGCAGCAAGAGCGACAAAAGCUUAGCAGACCUUAUCAUGCGGCACACACAAGCCACAAGAGAUCACCUGACUCCAGAGAUAGCACUGAGCCUGAUUACAAGAGAAUGCCCCUUGUGGCAUGAGACCACUGACCAGUGCCCAUUUAAUGACCCUUUCUGGGCCUUCUACUGGCCUGGUGGACAAGCUCUUACAAGGUUCAUUCUGGAUCAUCCAGAGUUGGUUGAAGGUAGAUCUGUAUUAGAUGUAGGAUCUGGGUGUGGUGCUUCAGCCAUAGCAGCAUCUAUGAGGGGUGCUAGUAGAGUACUUGCUAAUGAUAUUGAUCCUGGUGAGUCACCCAGCCUAGGGAUGUUUCACAGAAGACUAAAAGUCUUGCUCUUGGAAACCUCAAGUCUACAGUGUAUCUUCUCUUUUGCAAUUCAAGCUAUGAAACUAAAUGCUGUCCUCAAUGGUAUUACAAUGGACACAACUGUUGAGAACUUAAUACAUCAACCUUGCCAAGAAAACAGCCAAUGGGAUCUAGUGUUACUUGGGGAUAUGUUUUACGACAGAGACUUCACCAACCUGGUUGCUGAUUGGUUGAUUUCGUUGAUCAGGAAACACAAGAGUAGAAUUUUGAUAGGUGACCCAGGUCGGGUGUAUUUGAGAGACCAUCCAAUGAGAGAAAACCUUAUUAAACUGUUUGAGAUUAGUCUACCUUCCAGUUGUGUUGAGGAGAAUAGGGGUCAUAGUUCUGGCUAUGUAUGGGAGUUUGUCUUAUUUUAGGCCUCGUUGAGUAUAGGGUCAGAUGCAGAAUGACUUCACUCUCAAAAUGCAAUGAGGUGAACAUUGAGCACAGCAAGAUGGUAUAUUGCAUCUAUGUAGAAACCAAUCUAAAGCCAAUGCCAACAUUCAGAUGAUGGCUCGACCCAUACAUAUUAACGACAGAGAGUGCACUUGGAGAGCCCAUUGUUUUGAUUGUUUAAAUGUUGUAAAAGUUUAACCCGAUUGGGAGUCGAACUCAGGUCACCGGAAUCCGAAACCUGCGCUCUGCUGACUGAGCUAAUGCACCUCCUAAUCUAAGCAGUCUCAAGGCUUUUUGUAAGAUAAUAUUUGCAAAUUUCUGUUGUAAUUUACAAUUGAGAAAUCAAAUCAAUUUUUGCUGUAGCAAAUCAGUUUGAUCCCCAUGUUGGAAGAAGCUGAUCAGCAAUCUAUCGCAAAAUUGAGAAUAAAUUGCAAGACAUAUGAUUGACCUAGGGACACCAAACAGAUUUGCAAUUGAUCAGUGGUUUCUGGCAAUGCCCAUUCAGAAAAAGGAAAUGUCAAGAUAUUGUCUGAAAGAAACAGUGCUUCAUCAAGAUCCUUCUAGAUGCUAGUAUUGACUUAAAUGUAUAAGGAUGAAAAGGAGUUUAUUUAUGGUUUUGCUGAUGUGUGCUGUAGUACAGGAAGAGUUUUUUUAUUAUUAUUGUCUUGACCUGUUUUUUUUUUCCUAGCUCUUGCUUUGGAAGGUAAAAUUCAACUGUGCAAUAAAAAGUUUACUGUUAUCAGGAAGGCAUUUCGGUAAAAUAUGCAUGGGGUCUUCCUGAAAUUCUCUGUUUUCUAUUUCAUAUAAAAGGUUGCAAUGCUCUUCAAUCAUUAUGGCCAGAGCAGCUCAUGAAGUGACGUUAGAAUGGAGAAACAUGAUCCCCGGACAUCCUCCAAAAAAAUGUUGAUUAUUUUAUGGAAUUGCCCGAUACGAUGAUGUGAAGGUGUCACUUUUCUGUAUUUUUUUUGGAAAAAAAACGUUGGUCAGAGAAGUGCUAGAUACUAAACAAUGCUAAAUUUGAAAUAUAAAUGUUAAAACAAAAUCAAGAUUCAUUGGCCUGUGCUACACUUGUAAACAAUGUAUACAUGUAAUUGUAAAUUUGGGUGAUACACAUUAUUCCUUUAUGAAAGGUUUAAGCAGGCUUUAACUUCCAGUACUUGUUAUUGCUGUUUAUCUAUCUCUUUUGUUUAUAUAUUUGUUUUUUACCUUUUUUUAUUCAUGCUAUUUAUUUAUCUUUUUAUUUACUUAAUUAUUAUUUUGGAAGACAGGGGUCAUGCAUGCGCACAACAAUAUGAGUGCCCCUCCCCCUGUAACCAAGUAUGUAGAUUUUGAGGGAAUAAAACCUUUUUUUUUCAAAAGUAUUAAUGUCUCUUCCAAAAAGGUGUAAAAACAGAUGAAUAUUCCUUUCCAUUCAAACUUUUACAAUAAAGUUUGUUUAUUUCUUGAAUUUGGCAAGUUCUCAUUUUGUUAGAACAUAUAAAUUGUACACAAGUCAAUAUGAAAUGCAAUGAAGAUUGUUUGUAAUGUAUUGUAUUCUGUUUGUUGGGUUACCAUUCAAUUGUUUUUUUCGGGGGAAUUGUUUAUUUUAUCUGGAUACUGAUGUAUCAAAAGCAGUGGCGCUGGAAUUUUUUUUGACAAACAUGCUUAAAACUGGUCCCCCCCCCCCCCAGUUUGUCUGCUAGAAAUAUUCUUGGACCACUGAUCAUUAUAUACAUGUAUUUUGAUACUAUUUUGAUUAAUAAAAUGAAUAUCUAUUCUGUGAAGUUGAUUUUUU
Molecule: messenger RNA, 3067 nt
Organism: Lytechinus pictus (painted urchin)
Lineage: Eukaryota; Metazoa; Echinodermata; Echinoidea; Temnopleuroida; Toxopneustidae
Product: electron transfer flavoprotein beta subunit lysine methyltransferase-like
Exons: 5
Coding region: 225-1274 (349 amino acids)
Cellular component (GO): mitochondrial matrix
Molecular function (GO): protein methyltransferase activity
Source: RefSeq, a predicted model, not a curated record